Messenger RNA from Oncorhynchus gorbuscha (pink salmon), 1669 nucleotides. Its product is annotated as kinesin-like protein KIF28P. The coding region runs from base 21 to 1115 and encodes 364 amino acids. The record is from RefSeq and is a predicted model, not a curated record. The transcript has 8 exons. Lineage: Eukaryota; Metazoa; Chordata; Actinopteri; Salmoniformes; Salmonidae.
UUGUGAACCGUAAGUUCCUGAUGGAGGAGUUGUAUCAGCAGCACCAUACGGAGCGGAAGGGAGAGGGGGCGGCCAGGGCGCCCAUGCCCAGAGACAGAGACCCUUUUUGGGAUCCGCUGGAGCCCCUGCUCUUGGGCAGCGCCCACCUCUGGCUGCAGUCUUUGGCUUUCCGUAUCGCACUGGAGGAACAGCUGGAGGUAUUGGGGUCAGAGGGCACUGAAGAGGCCAUACUGCAGGCCCAGCUUCUACCAUGCAGCCCUACAGGACUGACUCUGGGGGAGGAUGACAUCCUGAUCGACCCCUCUGAGCUUCUGGGGAGACGGCUGGACUUCCAGCUGGUCCUGGAUCAGUGCUGUGGCCUGCGCUGGGUCCAACAGGCCAGGAACAGGGGCGUUCAGAUAGGGUUCAGGAUGUUCGACAGUGCCCAGCCCCUCUACACUCCGGCCGUGUGGCACAAUGUCAAUCCCCUGCUGGACCAGCGGGUCCACUUCACUUCUCUGCACACCUCCCAAGGCCUGCUAGAACACCUGCAGACCAGCGCCCUGGUGCUGGAGCUCUGGGGCCUACAGGAGGGAUGUAGAGACAUGGUGUCGUCUCUGGAGGGAGUGAGGAUGACUCCAGAGGGAUGCUUCAUCAUCGACCAGGCUAGCGCAACUGAGACAGCCACUACAGUGGACCCUGGCUCAGAGCUGAGCUGCUCUCUGAGGGCUUUACAGCAGGAUGUAGAGGAGCUGAGGAACACCAACGCUGCACUGAAGACCGAGAACAACACACUGAGGGAUCAGCUCAAUACAACUAAGACCGGAGCAGAGUGGGGUCGUGGUCGGUCAGAGAUGCGGGGCAGCAGUCUGCGGCCCAGCUGUGAUGCAGAGUUCGCCCGCGCCCUGAAGGUCUUCUACCACAGCAUGACCUCUGUCAGGGUUCAACUGCAGCGCCUGCGCAGGCACAGGCCCAGUGAGGAGUCAGAUCUCUUGGGGCUCAGGCUGUUUGUGGAUGAGCAGGGUGGUCUGCUGCGUGAUUUCUCAGAGCUGCUGGAGCAGAGCGUCUCCUCUCUCAAACAGGAUGUGGCCGCCAUUGUACGACGCAAACGGGAACGCUCAGGAAUCUGGUCCUGACUCCCAUCCUCGUCUAGUCCUGAACGGAACAACUGGAACUCCCCAUCAAACUAAUGUAACGCCCAAUCUCAAAUUGACCCCUGGCCACAACCUCUAGGGCCAGGGCACUUCAUGUAGGUGUGAAAGGAUCUGAUAGGUAAAAACGUGCUGUACUUCCACCUUGCUGAAUGAUUGGCUGGGUGGGAGUUUCAACAUGUUGCUUUCAUAUUUUCAAUCCCUUCAGAUUUACACAAGUGCCAAGAGGAAAAGGGUCAGCUAGGCUUUUGAUCCUGUGUUUUAUCGUCAACAAGUUGGGAUUAUAUAUUGGACUCCCGUAAACGCUAAUGCUAACAAUACUAAUGUAGUGCAACUAGUGUUUGUGCGUUUACACUCCAUUACAUCUUGACGUUGUUGUAUUACCAGAAAUAUAGUUGUUUCACUGUAGAGAUCAUCUCUGACAAUUCUGGGCCCGUAUUCAUGAAGUGUCUGAGUGCUGAUCUAGAAUCAGGUUCCCUGUCUAUAUAAUUAUGAUUUUUUUAAAUGUUUUAUUUCACCUUUAUUAAACCAGUAUUUAA